GCCCCCGCCGACAUUGCAAAUUAGGAAUAUUUAAGCAUAAACCAGGAUAUUUUACAGUUGUCGAAAAUUUUUUUAAAUGUACACCCCUUCCCUUUCUAGAUCGGAUACGUAAGCUCGGCUUUGCCGCCAAUUAAAAUCAAUCAUAAGAAGGAAAGAGCAUAGGAGCAAACACAUAAGAACAGGCACAUACGUAGACUAUAUUAAAGACAACUACCACAACAUUGCUGGAAUUUUACUGCCGUCAUAGAUUUUCUCAAGUGCGCCAUCGCGAUGGCUGCUCCAGCAGCCUGUACGCGUUUUUCGGACAAUUACGACAUCAAGGAAGAGCUUGGAAAAGGAGCAUUCUCUAUUGUGAAAAGAUGUGUCCAGAAGUCUACGGGAUUUGAGUUUGCAGCUAAGAUCAUAAAUACGAAGAAAUUAACAGCAAGAGACUUUCAAAAGUUGGAGCGGGAAGCCCGGAUUUGCAGAAAACUUCAUCAUCCUAAUAUCGUACGUUUGCAUGACAGCAUUCAGGAGGAGAACUAUCACUACCUUGUGUUUGACCUUGUAACUGGCGGUGAACUUUUCGAAGAUAUUGUUGCACGUGAAUUUUAUUCAGAAGCUGAUGCAUCACAUUGUAUUCAACAAAUAUUGGAAUCGGUCAAUCACUGCCACCAAAACGGUGUGGUGCAUCGAGAUCUGAAGCCAGAGAAUUUACUGUUAGCUAGUAAGGCAAAGGGUGCAGCUGUGAAACUCGCUGACUUUGGUCUAGCCAUUGAAGUGCAAGGCGACCAUCAAGCCUGGUUCGGAUUCGCGGGCACUCCUGGCUAUCUGUCGCCGGAGGUUUUAAAGAAGGAGCCCUACGGCAAGUCGGUAGAUAUAUGGGCAUGCGGCGUCAUUCUCUAUAUAUUGUUGGUUGGCUAUCCGCCCUUCUGGGAUGAGGAUCAGCACCGAUUGUACUCACAGAUCAAGGCAGGAGCCUAUGACUAUCCUUCGCCAGAAUGGGAUACGGUAACGCCAGAGGCGAAAAACCUGAUUAACCAAAUGCUUACAGUUAACCCGAAUAAACGAAUAACUGCUGCAGAGGCCCUCAAGCAUCCAUGGAUUUGUCAAAGGGAACGCGUUGCUUCUGUUGUCCAUCGCCAAGAGACCGUGGACUGCCUCAAGAAGUUCAAUGCACGUCGUAAGCUUAAAGGUGCAAUUCUUACAACCAUGUUGGCAACUAGAAACUUCUCAAGCAGAAGCAUGAUCACCAAGAAAGGCGAUGGAUCUCAAGUUAAGGAAUCGACCGAUUCGUCCAGCACCACACUCGAAGAUGACGACGUCAAGGAAGAUAAAAAGGGAAUCGUUGAUCGCAGCACCACAGUCAUAUCAAAAGAUCCUGAAGAAAUAAGGAUUGUGUGUCCUGCAAAGACUUGCCAGCAAAUAUCAGGAAACUCGCAAUGCUCUUCAGCAGCCAGACGACAGGAAAUCAUCAAGAUCACAGAACAGCUAAUCGAAGCAAUCAAUAGCGGCGACUUUGACGGCUACACUAAAAUAUGUGAUCCACAUCUGACCGCCUUUGAACCGGAAGCAUUGGGUAAUCUAGUCGAAGGAAUUGAUUUCCACAAAUUCUACUUUGAAAACGUGCUUGGUAAGAACUGCAAAGCCAUUAAUACAACAAUAUUGAAUCCCCAUGUGCACUUAUUGGGAGAAGAGGCAGCCUGCAUUGCCUAUGUUCGGCUUACGCAGUACAUUGACAAGCAAGGACAUGCGCACACCCAUCAGUCGGAGGAAACACGCGUGUGGCACAAGCGUGAUAACAAAUGGCAGAAUGUCCACUUUCAUCGUAGUGCGUCGGGCAAGAUCAGUGGAGCCACGACUUUUGAUUUUAUACCACAGAAAUAGGCGAUACCAAUCGUCAGCAAUGGGCAUGGGCCCUCAAAAUACAGUCCAUGUUAGAUGCAACUCAACUCUUUCAGAUGGCAGCCAGCAAUGACGUUGACGUCCUGCAAAGAGCAAAAUGUAAUACUUAGUAUAAUGCGAAAGCAACGCGUGUUUUUGUUUCUCCAUUUGUAUUUAAUAUGUCUACUUACACGAACUUCUGCAUUGAUAUGAAUAUGGAUAUGUAUGUAUGUAAUGAUUAUAUGUUUGAAUGUGAAAUACUUUUGAAACAGGUCCUGACCCUUAUCCUGAAUAUUGUGCGUAAAGUGUAAAUCGGAACAUUUAAAGCCAUAGCUUCAGUCCGAAUAUAUAUAUAUAUAUAUAUA
Molecule: messenger RNA, 2228 nt
Organism: Drosophila willistoni
Lineage: Eukaryota; Metazoa; Arthropoda; Insecta; Diptera; Drosophilidae
Gene: CaMKII
Product: calcium/calmodulin-dependent protein kinase type II alpha chain
Exons: 15
Coding region: 271-1866 (531 amino acids)
Biological process (GO): protein phosphorylation
Cellular component (GO): cytoplasm; neuron projection
Molecular function (GO): ATP binding; calmodulin binding; calcium/calmodulin-dependent protein kinase activity
Source: RefSeq, a predicted model, not a curated record